CAGUUAUAGAUGUGACAAAAUGAGAAGGAAAACCAGAACAAAACAUGAUGAUUGAACACAAAUUCUUCAACAUUUCUCUGCUUCUGUUGCUUCUUUUUUCAGGAGAUCUAAGUGGAGAUCUUUCACUCUCCUUCACUGUCAGAGAUGGAGAUAAAGUCACUUUGCCUUGUGAAAACGUGAUCAAAAACCAUCACAGCUGUCACACUACCACCUGGCUCUUCACUGAUUCAAGAGGAAAAACAGCAGUAGAGCUGGUUAAUCUUGGACAGAUCACAGAAACAGUCAAAUCAGACAGACUGAGUGUUACAGCAGAAUGCUCACUGGUUAUAAAGAAGGUCACAGCUGAGGAUGUCGGCCGUUACACCUGCAGACAGUUUAGAGGCAAUCCAGGGAGACAGCAAGGUCCAGAUGCUGUGGUUUAUUUGUCUGUUGUUCGCAUGACUGAACAGAAGAGCAGGGAUCAGGUGACUUUAAACUGCUCUGUGCAGGUACAUGGACAUUGUGAACACAAAGUGAAGUGGAUCCAUUACAGUGAAGGUCUGAAUAGAGAUUACUCAAACAUAAAAACAUUACAGUCGUCCUGCUCUGCUACUGUGACUUUUGUAAAUUCUUUAUACAGUCACAUAUCUAACUCUGACUUUAAGUGUAACGUAACAACAGAAGAUGACAAAGAGCAGCUUUUUACCUUCAGCCCUCAUUCAUCAGGUGAAGAAACAAUUACAACAACAACUGUUAAAUUGGAAAUCACAAUUGAAAAUACAACAAGAGCAGGUCUGGGGACAAAAGAGUUGGAAAGCAUGGACGGUUCAAGAAAAUUAAGCUGGUCCUUGUACAGGCUCAUCAUUGUGGCUCUGGGUUUAGCAGCACUUAUUGCUGCUGUUGUGAUCGUCAACAUCUGGAUAAGAGUUGGUGAGAAUAAUCAUAUAUGAACAAGAUUUUGUUUGUGGAAGCUAAAGUUGACUCCUUACUUGGUCCUUUUAGGGGAAAAAGCACAGAUGGAGGAAAACACGAUGUGCAAAGAUGAGGUUGAUGAUGGAGCAGUGAACUAUGAAAAUGUCCAAUCUUCUGAUGAAGUUUGACCGACCCUCUUGCUUCUGGCAGAUCUCACAUAUCAGCACAUCAAUGUGCUGCACAGUACAUUUCUUUUUACCUUCAUACUCAACCUUUUAAACAGAGACUCGUGCUCUUGCUUCAGUCACAGUUUGGAUAACAAUACUGAAACUGUGAUACUCUCCUACUUUGAAAACCAAAGUGACUUUUAUAAAAAUAACUUCCUGCAUCAGCUGUAAAAA
Neolamprologus brichardi is the source of this 1292-nucleotide messenger RNA. The record is from RefSeq and is a predicted model, not a curated record. Lineage: Eukaryota; Metazoa; Chordata; Actinopteri; Cichliformes; Cichlidae.